This is a messenger RNA of Acanthosepion pharaonis, 831 nucleotides long. The record is from the annotation of a GenBank genome assembly. Lineage: Eukaryota; Metazoa; Mollusca; Cephalopoda; Sepiida; Sepiidae.
AUGACCUUUCUAGUUCCAAAUAGAAAAAAGAAAUGCCCAAAUAAACAAACAUAUCUAUCUAUCUAUCUAUCUAUCUAUCUAUCUAUCUAUCUAUCUAUCUAUCUAUCUAUGUUUUAUCGUUUUGUGUUUACGAUAUUUCUUUUUUCUUUCUGUUAUCUUAAUUUAUUUCCCAUUUUCUUUCGCAAUUUUCAGUUGUCUUUAUUUAUUUUUAUUCUUUUAUAUAUAUAUCAUUUUAUUUCUUUAUUUUCUUUUGUUUUUACGUUUAUUUCUUUUUCUUUUCUUCCUCUUAUCUUUCUUUCUUUUCUUCUUGCUUUCAUUUUUCCUUUCUUUCUUCUUUGUUUCCAUAUUUGUAGUUUUUCUUCUGUCUACGUUGCAUUGGAUUUCUCUCUUUUGUUUUUAUCGACAUUUAUUUUUUCUUUCUUUUCUCUCUUGCAUUUGCCUUUCUUGUUGAUCACUAUGUUUCUUAUUUUAUUCAGUUUAUAUUUCAACGGAUUGCAUUCUUUUGUUUUUGUUUUCGUAUGCUUCUUCUUUCUUUUCUUUCUUCUCUUCUUUAUUUUCAUCUCUUCUUCUUUUUCUUUGAUUCUUCUUUUGUCCAUUUUCUUUUCUUUCUUUCCUUUUUCAUUUUUUCACUGUAACCAUUUCAAAUUUUCUUGUUACUUCCUUUUUGUCUUCCUUUUUUCAUCAUCUCUUUGUUUUUCUAUUCGUUCAACAUUAUACUCAAGCAUCAGGAUCAUGGCCGUCCUCAUUGUGAUUUAUUUCCUUCUAUACGAAAUGGCAUCUCGAAUGACGGCAUCAAUCCAUCAUGGCUGUAGCAUAAAACCUCUCAAGUAA